Molecule: messenger RNA, 1424 nt
Organism: Orycteropus afer afer
Lineage: Eukaryota; Metazoa; Chordata; Mammalia; Tubulidentata; Orycteropodidae
Gene: NELFE
Product: negative elongation factor complex member E
Biological process (GO): negative regulation of transcription elongation by RNA polymerase II
Cellular component (GO): NELF complex
Molecular function (GO): RNA binding
Source: RefSeq, a predicted model, not a curated record
CCGCCAGGGACGUGAAAGAACGCUACGCAGAGGCCUACCUGGAACGGUGGAAGGCCGGGCGGAAGUGUCUGAGCUUUCGGCCGCCUUGGUUACCGCGUUCUCCGCCCCUUUCUACGUCAUCGCUCUGAGCCCGCUAUCCGCGGCCCGCGCGGGCGCCGCUCGAGAUUAAGGGCCCCCGGGUUGCCGCCCCCUCAGGAGCCACCAUGUUGGUGAUACCCACUGGACUGAGCGAGGAGGAGGAGGCUCUGCAGAAGAAAUUCAACAAACUGAAGAAAAAGAAAAAGGCAUUGUUGGCUCUGAAGAAGCAAAGUAGCAGUAGCACAGCCAGCCAAGGUGGUGUCAAACGCUCACUGUCUGAGCAGCCUGUAGUGGACACAGCCACAGCAACAGAGCAGGCAAAGCAGCUGGUGAAAUCAGGAGCCAUCAGUGCCAUCAAAGCCGAGACCAAGAACUCAGGCUUCAAACGUUCUCGAACCCUAGAGGGGAAGUUAAAGGACCCCGAGAAGGGGCCAGUCCCCACUUUUCAGCCGUUCCAGAGGAGCAUCUCUGCUGACGACGAUCUGCAGGAGUCAUCCAGACGUCCCCAGAGGAAAUCUCUGUAUGAGAGCUUUGUGUCUUCCAGUGACCGGCUUCGGGAACUGGGGCCAGAGGGGGAAGAGUCCGAGGCUCCAGGGGCUGGUGAUGGCCCCCCUCGGAGCUUUGACUGGGGCUAUGAAGAACGUGGUAGUGUCCGCUCCUCUGCUUCCCCUCCCCGGAGUCGCAGCCGGGAUCGCAGUCAUGAGCGGAACCGGGACAGAGACAGAGAGCGGGAGCGGGAUCGAGACAGAGAGCGAGAUCGAGACCGAGAUCGGGAUCGAGACAGAGAGCGGGACAGGGAUCGAGAUCGAGAGCGGGACCGGGAUCGGGAUCGAGACAGAGAUCGGGAUCGAGACCGUGAGGGUCCUUUCCGCAGGUCAGACUCAUUCCCUGAACGCCGGGCCCCUCGGAAAGGGAAUACUCUGUAUGUGUAUGGAGAAGACAUGACACCCACCCUCCUCCGUGGGGCCUUCUCUCCUUUUGGAAACAUUAUUGACCUCUCCAUGGACCCACCCAGAAACUGUGCCUUCGUCACCUAUGAAAAGAUGGAGUCGGCAGAUCAAGCCGUUGCUGAGCUUAAUGGGACCCAGGUGGAGUCCGUACAGCUCAAAGUCAACAUUGCCCGUAAACAGCCCAUGCUGGAUGCCGCCACUGGCAAGUCUGUCUGGGGUUCCCUUGCUGUCCAGAACAGCCCUAAGGGUUGCCACCGGGACAAGAGGACCCAGAUUGUCUACAGUGAGGACAUCUACAAGGAGAACCUUGUGGAUGGUUUCUAGGGAGCAGAGCUGGAUUCCUUGUGCCUCAUAUGCCCCUAAUGCCGGUCUCAGUAAAACACUGAGGUGGAAGCU